AUGUAAUAGCAAUCAAGAACAAUUUGCUAAUUACCAAAUAGACCUAAAAGAGGAGGAAAUUUAAGCGAAGACAUCAGAAUUAGAACACUUGAUACUAAUCAUUUUGAACUUUAGUUUUUAAAUGAUGUGUUACUUCAUAUCUAUAGUUUUUAAAUAGAACCAGCAAUUCCUAUGGAAUCAGAGAAACAAAUUUUAAGAUGCUUUGGUUAAUUUAAAAGAGAAAUAUUUAAUGAAGGAAUAAAGAAAUUUUGCAUAGCAGGCACUAAUCUAUGGAGUUAUGAUUUAAAGAAGGAUCAAUUUCAAGUUGAAAAGUAAAUUGAAACAGAGAAAUAUAGAAUUGAUAUUAAAUAUGUGAAGACAAUUAAUUUAAAAGAAAUAACUUAGAAGAACGAUCUAUAAUCAAUAUGUGUGGCUAAAUAAGCUAUCAAUUCCAUAUUAAAAUAGAUAUAUGAAAAAAGAAGAAUGAAAGAAUUGUUUGGAAAAGGUAAAUUUUAUGAUACAUCCAGGAUUAAUGAAAAUGAACUUAAAGAAUUUUAUAUUUCAUUUAUGACAGGUUAUAGAAGUGUACUUUGUUGUAGUAAAUCAGCACCUUUACUCUAAAUUGAUUAUAGUACUAAAUUGAUUAAUACAGAAACUAUCCUACAAACUUUAUCUGAUUAUGAUCUUAAUGAUAUUAGAGAUAGAAAAUAAUUAACAGAAAUGCUUAAAGACACUUCUGGAUUUACUAUGUAUUCUAAAAGAUUUUAUAGAAUUUAUGAUGUAGAUUUUAAAAAUAAUCCAAGAUCUUUAAUGGAAAGUGGGGAGAUGACAUAUGCAUAGUAUUAUUAUUAAAAAUACAAGAUAUAAAUCAAGAAUUUAUCUUAACCUCUAUUAAUUCAUUUAACUAAAAAGGGAGAAUUCAUAAGAUUGAUUCCUGAAUUAAUGUGGAAAACAGGAUUAACUCUAAAAUAAAAAAAUAAUUUUAAAAUUAAAUAAGCACUUAAAGAUAUUGUGACUGUAGAUCCUGAUAAAAGAUAAAAAUUAAUUUUAGAUGAAAGGGAUAUCUUAGAAAAUUAAUUAAAAAAAUAAAAUAUUACUAUUAAAUAUGAUACAAAAACAUAAGCUUUUGAAAUUAAAAAGCCAGAAAUAUAUAGUAAAGGAUAAAUUAAGAAUUUUGCAGGGGGAUGUUUUGAAAUAAAAGAUUAAUUUUAUGAAUAAAGCCAAAUAAAAAAAUGGGUUUUAAUAUAUCAUAAUAAAGAAGUUUAAUGUGCUCAAAAGUUUGUAAAUUAAUUUUAAUAAAAUGGAAAAAAAUAUGGAUUAAGUUUAGGAUAACCUAUUCAUUUACCAAUUAGAAGUUUUAAUAGUAAAGAUUGGGUGUAAGAACUUGUAAGAGAGUUUUAAGAAAAUGGCAUACCAUAAUUAGUAGUUUCUUUAAUUGAUUAAAAACAAGAUAAAAAGAUUUAUUAAGAAUUAAAAUAAUAUUUAAUAGCAAAAGAGGGAGUAUCUCAUUAAAAUGUUACCUUAUAAUUGAUAGAAAAAUAAAAGUUUAAUUAAAUAGUUCCAAAAUUAGUUUAAUAAAUACACAGUAAAUUAGGGAAUUAAACUUGGAAUAUUUAAAAGAUAAAAGAGAUAUCUGAUAAAAUUUUGGUAAUUGGAAUAGAUGUUUAUCAUAAAACAGUUUAAGGAAAUGAUUCUUGUGUUGGAUUCAAUGCAUAAUUUGGUCAAUAAAGUGAUGGAAAUUUUACAAAGGUUUUGAUAGUACCUAAAGGAAAAGAAAUAAAUAGAGAAGUUGCUAAGCUUCUUGAAUAAAGUUUAGACGAAUAUUAUAGAUACCAUAAUAAAAUAUUACCAGAUACAAUUAUUGUAUUUAGAGAUGGAGUUGGUUAUUCAUAAAUAAAUAAAUUAUAUGAAGAAGAAGUAUUAACAAUGAAAGAAAUUAUAAAAAAUAAGUAUAAUCUAAAAUUACCAUAAUUUUCAUUUAUUACAGUUAAUAAAAGAAUAAAUGAUAGAUUUUUUUCAUAAUAGAAAGAGAAUUACGGUAUUAUUGUGGCAGAUAGAGUAGUAUCCUCUAAUUUUGAUUAUUUUAUGAUUGCUUAAUAAGUAAAUCAAGGAACUCCAACACCUACACAUUAUACAGUAUUAGAAAAUUCUACUACAUGGAAUGAAGAAUUAUUUUGGAAAUUUACAUAUUAUUAAUGUUAUAAUUACAGAAAUUGGUGUGGACCUGUGAGAAUACCAGCAGUUGUAUAAAAUGCACAUAUGGCUGCAUAUAGAAUUGGAGAAGUUAUCAAAGCUUAUCCAAGUUAUUAUUUGGAAACCAAACUAUAUUAUCUUUGA
Molecule: messenger RNA, 2316 nt
Organism: Paramecium sonneborni
Lineage: Eukaryota; Ciliophora; Oligohymenophorea; Peniculida; Parameciidae
Source: the annotation of a GenBank genome assembly